Molecule: messenger RNA, 3889 nt
Organism: Hansenula anomala
Lineage: Eukaryota; Fungi; Ascomycota; Saccharomycetes; Phaffomycetales; Wickerhamomycetaceae
Gene: SPA2
Product: Spa2p
Exons: 1
Coding region: 193-3882 (1229 amino acids)
Biological process (GO): mating projection formation; bipolar cellular bud site selection; pseudohyphal growth
Cellular component (GO): incipient cellular bud site; cellular bud tip; cell cortex of growing cell tip
Molecular function (GO): MAP kinase scaffold activity
Source: RefSeq, a predicted model, not a curated record
AGAAAAUAUUGAGUGUUGUACAAAAACAUCAAUAAAUUUCACCUUCAAUUUGGUUGGUUUUGAAAUUUGUUGAAACAAGCUUGUCUGUGUGUGUGUCUUAAAGAGGUUGAAAUAGUCAGAAGUUGAAAGCUUUGAAGAUCGUGAUCCAGCUUAAUCUACAACCACUUUUCCAAUUAUAUAUCCACAACAACCAUGUCAGAUCUUCAACCUGAUCACUAUAGGGAUUUAUUGACAUAUCAUGGUGCUUUGAAACAGUUCCUGAGUGUAUCAAAUGCUUCAGCUAAGGCAAACCCCAAAAGAGCCGCUAAGGCUAGAGAAAAAUUAUUAAAAUUAUCUGCAACUCAAUUUUAUGAAUUAAGCACUGAUGUUUUUGAUGAACUUGAAAGAAGAAUUGAUGAAUCAAGAGAAGAACCAGAUUUUUUACUGCCAAAGUCAACUUUCCAUCCUAAAAGAAAUGAAGCUAGAGAAAAAUUGGGUUCUUUACAACAAGGCAGAUUUAGAGAUUUGGUUAGUGAUAUUUUUUAUGAAAUUGAAAGAAGAGACUAUCAUAAAACUCAACAACGUGCUUCAUAUCACUCUUUUGAUUAUGGUGGUCAAAGAAGUUCAAAAGGUUCAAAUCUUAAUAAUGAUCUUAAUCCUUCUCCAGCUAAUGGUAACAUCAACAAGAAUGGUGUCGUUGGUUUACAAUCAACAACGGUGAUCCCAACUAAAGCUGAACUUGCAUGGAGUAGUGAUGAAGGAGAGGAUAUGGAUGAAAAGAACAAUGAUAAACAACAUACAAUAAUACAAAAUCAGAAAUCAUUUUCACCAUCAACAUCAUCACCAUACCAUAGCCCUCAAAAACAACAACAAUAUCAUCAACAUCAACACUCCACGGACUAUCAACAAUUACAAUCAAGAUCAAAUAGAAAUAGUGAUUUAUCCUCAAGGAAUCGUAAUAGUAAUCCUUCAGAUAAAGAUGUUCUUUCGGAAAUGGUUGACUCCGCUCCAAAGCAUUCAACAGCUCAAGUUAAUCGUGGAUUAUCAUUAUCUAAAACAAGAAAUAAAGAUAGAGAGAUUGAGUUGUUAUUGGAAGAAGGUACAAAGAUGGAUCAAACUAUAACUCAACUUGAACAAAAAAUUGCAUUAUUACAAAGUAAGUCUGAUAAAUUUGAAAAUGAAACAAAAGAUUUGAAUAAAAUAAAUCAAAAUCUUAGCUCAAAAGUUUCAUCAUUAGAAGGUGAUUUAUCAAACAAAAUUGAACAAUUGAAGCAAUUGGAACAAAAUCAAAAAUCAAGAUCUCUCGAUGACGAUAAUGAUAAACUUCCACCAACUAGAAAUUUACAAGUUGACACAAAUUCUGGUAAAAUUGAUCAAUCAGCGUUGGAUGAAUUGAAAAAUGAAGUGUUGGAUUGGAGAACUAAAUUUGAAAAUUUGAAAUUGCAAAAAAUUGAAGAUUUGUUAUCAAUUAAAACCAUUUCACAAAGUUCAAUUUCUAAUCUAUUGGACAACAAUGGAUUAAUCCCGUUAAACUUAGUUAAUAUUUUGCAUAAAUCAAUUGAAUCAUUUUUGAUUUCAUUAAAUAAAGAUAAAUCAGCCAAAUCCAAAACUGAUGUGAAUACUUUAUUUGAUCAUAUUUCCAAAAUUUCAAAUAUUUCAGGGAAAAUUGCAAGUUUUGCACCUCAUUCUGACAAAGCUGAAUUGAUACGAGCUUCAAUCUCUCAUUCAAUUACAUCAGCAAGGUAUUAUGCUCUUUAUUCAGAGUUUUUGCCAAAGCUGGUUGUUGAAAGUGCAGUAAGUGAAAUUGCUUUUAGUGUUUGUGAUUUGAUUUCUGAAGUUAAACUUAAUAAAGAUGAUUCAAAAUAUAGUGCAUCUGAAUUUGAACUUCCAAAUACAGCUCUAAAUGGUGAUGAAGAUGUUUCAAAUGAAAUUUCACCUGUUAGACCUUUGAGAAUGACAAAAAAAAGUUUUGAAAGUCCGUCAUCGAAAAAUGAACAUAACACUACAACUUCUUCAACAACUCCAAGACCUUUGAACUUAACCUUCAACUCUCAAGGUAACAAUAUAUCAACACCAUCAACUUCAAAGAAACCUUAUCAAGGGUUAAAUGGAUUGACUUCACCAAUUACAUCAGCUAAGAAAAUGGAAUUUGGUAACAAGAUUUCACCAUCAUCCUCUUCAAGAGAUUUAAAAUCUAAUAAUGAUGCAUCAGGAAGUAAUCCAUCUACUCCAACUACUACUACUGCAACAAUGAAGAAAAAUGCUUUCCCAUCAGUUAUUUCAAGAUAUUCUCCAGAAUCUGAUAGAAAAAGCCCUGAAAGUAAUACAACCACUGCACCUUCACUGAGAAAAUCAUCUUCAAGUAAUAUUUUAUCAAAAGUUAGACAAUUUGAACAACAAGGUAAUGGUAAUGGAACAGUUUCACCUCAAAGAUCUGUUGUUAGUCCAUUUUCUGAUAGCAAAUUUGGUAGUGGAGUGAGAAGAACUAGUGUUGAUAGCCAACCUGAAUCAAUCGAGGUCCCAAAAGAGUCGAAUGAUUUCAAACGUCCAGCUGAAACAGUGAAAACAACAGAUGUUAAAAUGAAUGAUUCUUUGAAAACUUCAAAUGAAGUUCCAGAAGUGAAGAAUGUUGAGGAAAAUAUUGAUAAGAACACCAAUCAAGUUUCUAAUCAACCAACAUCAAAAGAUUCCAAAAUAUCAUCGUUGCCUAUUCCGGUUGAAGCAAAAGGGAUUAAUUAUGAUGAUGGAGAAGAUGAUGACGAUGAUGACGAUGAGGUCGAUUUCACUUCUAUUGAUAAAUUGAAAGGUGCAAUCAAGAAGAAUGCUGAUUUAAAACCAAAACCUUUAAAAGAUGAGCUAGAGGAACCUAUUGCUGUUGAAGAUAGGGCACCAAAAGAAGAAGAUGAUGAUGAAGAUUUAAAUGAACUGCCUAAUGAGGAAGAAUAUAACAAUGUGGAAAACAAAACUGCCCAAAACCCUUCAGAACUCAACAAGGAUGUGAUUUCAAAAGAACUUAGAGGUGAUGGGUUAGAACAUCACAAUGGAAAUGAUGGUUUGAAGAUUGAGCGUAAACAAUUAAACCAGGCUUUUGUUGAACCUCCAAGUAAUUUAGCUGCUUCAUCCAAAUCUAUUGAACCACCAAUUGAUAACACAGUCAAAUCAUUAAACCUUGGAGAGCAUAAAGCAACAAGUAUUAUUGAAGAAAAUUUGAACCCGAAUCCAAAAUCCUCAGAUAAUGGAGCUCAAAUUUCACAAGAUGAUUUUAAAUCUGCACAUGAAGCUGUCCUUUCUGAAGAUGAGCAAGAUGAAGAUGGACAUGAUGUUCAACUGAAGUCUCAAGGUACUACAACAGAUGUUAAAUCAAAUGGAAGAAAUUAUAGAAGUGAAGGACGUGAUUUGGAGGAAGAUUUUGAUGUUGGGCAAUUUGAUAUUGAAGAUCCAGAUAAUACGUUAUCGGAGUUGUUGUUAUAUCUUGAGCAUCAAACAGUUAAGGUUAUUUCUACUAUUCAAACAUUAUUGACAUCUAUCAAAGCUGCUGACUCUACAAAGGGAGAAUUAAGAUCAGGAUCAAGAGCUAUCAAUGCUGUUGUUUCACAGAUGGUUGAUGCUACAAGUAAUUCUAUGAAUCAAAGUCGUAAUGGACAAUUAAGAGAGCAUGGUAUUUGGGUUGUUCAAAGUUUAGAAGAUUCAGGUAGAAGAAUGGAUAUGCUGUGUAAUUCAUCUAGUAAAGAUGGAGAAGAUAAUGAAGAUGAUAAUGAGGAUUAUGCAGAUAAACAUUUCAAACAAAGAUUAACAGGUAUUGCAUUUGAUGUUGCCAAAUGCACGAAAGAGUUGGUGAAGACCGUUGAGGAAGCUAAUCUGAAGGAAGAGAUUGAACAUCUGGAUGCUAGAUUGGGACAUUAAAUUGGAU